AUGCAGGGCCAUGAGGCAUCGGGCCCCGGUGCGCUCGCAGGCCUGCCGUCUACGCUGAGAACGGUGAUAGGCAGCCCGACGACGUCACCGCUCGGGUUCCUUUCUUCGACCGUUCCAUCUACACAGACCCCGUCGUCCCUGUCGCGACAACAAAUCGAAGCGAAUCUGCAAUAUGUGCUCAAAUCGCUCUCGUCGGAAAUCGCCAGUGGGCGCGUGGUUGCAUCGGGUGGCAACUCGUCCGGCUCAACCGGUUCAACCACCAAAGGCGUCCUCAUUGGGCUAUUUUCGGCCUUUGGCUCAGCUGCGAUCGCCUUGACGAUUCUGGCGAUCUUUUUUUUCUUUAAAUAUACCAAUCGGGGCCGGAUUAUGCUCGACCGGAUGGGCCGCCCGGGUGAGUAUGAUGAUGAACAAGCAUUUGCGCGGGAGGAAGAAACAGCCCUGGAGGGCAUGGAUGACCUAUCACGGUCGGAAUAUCUACGAGCGAAAGCUUUCGUUCAAGCCAACCCACCCGAAUCGAUGCAGACCGACAUUUCCCUGUCACAAUUCUUGGCCAUUCAAGAAAAAGGUGUCUCAGCAUGGGAAUUCCAGGCUGAGCUGGAGAUUGCCAACUGUUUUGUGGAAGGUCGCACAGAGAUCGAGUUCUUUGACUCAGAGUGCAGUGUGCAGACCAACCUGCCUGUCCCUAAGCAGAAUGAGGUUUACUACUGGGAAGCCAAAAUCUACGACAAACCAGAGUCGACAAUGAUUGGUGUCGGCUUCACCACCAAGCCUUAUCCUCUGUUCCGAAUGCCUGGCUUCCAUAAAACCUCUGUUGCCUACCAAUCCACCGGCCAUCGUCGACACAAUCAGCCUUUCGCACCAUCUCCAUACGGCCCUCCGCUCCUCCAAGGCGACGUAAUCGGUGUUGGUUACCGUCCCAGGUCUGGCACGAUAUUCUUUACCCGAAAUGGCAAGAAAUUAGAGGACGUUGCCCACAACUAUCGCAACCAGAACCUGUUCCCAACCGUUGGGGCGAAUGGCCCCUGCAGCGUGCAUGUUAAUUUUGGCCAAAUGGGGUUCGUAUUCAUCGAAGCUAAUGUCAAGAAAUGGGGCUUGGCCCCCAUGACUGGCAGCCUCGCGCCGCCUCCACCUUAUGGUAGCGAACACGGUAGCAUCUUGCUUGAGUCCGGGCGAGAGAGCGCUGCCACAAUCUCUCAGCGCGUUUACCAAGCCCAUACGGCAAGACGUUCCAGCAUCGGAUUUCCCCAGGCGGUCAGUCCUGGCCCGAUCCGCUCUCCGACUGAUAUUUCUCUUGCCCAGCUGACCCACAUCCCUUCCAAUGAAGAUGCUGGCGAGGGAUCCAGUCGGAUUGCUGAUGGCGAAGACAGUGUCACUGUCGACCAUCCAUUGCCUGGAGUUCCUGAUGAAGACGGAAUUCUUCCUCCUGAAUACUCGAGUCCUGGCAGCAGCCGCAGAGGUAGCGACGCCUCCCUGGAAUUCCCACCUCAAGGCCCCGAUGCAUUGAAUCCUCAGGUGAAUGCCGAGCAUGAAUAUCAAAACUUACCGAGCUACCAAGCCGCAAUAGAUCGGGACCCCAGCAAUGAACACGAGUAA
This is a messenger RNA of Penicillium longicatenatum, 1593 nucleotides long. Its product is annotated as SSH4 family protein. Gene Ontology annotation, molecular function: protein binding. NCBI's taxonomy places the organism in Eukaryota, Fungi, Ascomycota, Eurotiomycetes, Eurotiales, Aspergillaceae. The record is from RefSeq and is a predicted model, not a curated record. The transcript has 3 exons. The coding region runs from base 1 to 1593 and encodes 530 amino acids.